ACAUCCACCUGCAUCUAAACAGGCCGUCAGAAUAUUUGCCUACUGAACUUCUUUCCCCAAAAUCUUCUCUUUGUUAGCUCCAUUUUCUUCCAAGAUGAGUUGGAUGAAGUGUUGUGUGUUCCCACUGCUGCUGUUGUGCAUGUGGCAGCUGCAAGAAGGAGCACACGCCUGCACUUGUCCUCUCACGCAUCCACAGACCGCUUUUUGCCACUCAGAUGUCGUCAUCAAGGCAAAGGUGGUUGCCAAAAAAACCGGCGUUGGUAAAUUUAACGACGUCAAGUAUGACAUCCAACACAUUGCGACAUUCAGAGGCCCUGAGAAGCUCUUUGGUACCAUCUACACUGCAUCCAACUCUGCAGCAUGUGGCGUGAGUCUGACCAUCGGUGUAGAAUAUUUUAUCACAGGCCGGAUAAGAUCUGAUGGGUCUCUGUACAUCUCGUUGUGUGACUACAUUGUUCCCUGGAAAAGCAGCCACAAGAUCCUGGUGGAUCGUUAUUCAAUGGGCUGUGAUUGCAAGAUCACUCGCUGUGACUCUGUCCCGUGUGGGAUCAGCGGCCCGACCGAGUGCUUGUGGACGGAAAAGCUGUUUGGUGAUUCAGGGCAGGACAAACAAUGUGCUUGCAUCAAGACAAGUGAUGGUUCUUGUGUUUGGUACAAGGAUGCUGCCUCACCCACUAAGGGUUAAUGAACAUUUAUGAUGCUAAAAACUUCAAUGUCUAAAAUGAUCUAUUAAAAUUUAUCAUUUGAA
Nerophis ophidion (straightnose pipefish) is the source of this 748-nucleotide messenger RNA. RefSeq names its product metalloproteinase inhibitor 2-like. Gene Ontology annotation, molecular function: metalloendopeptidase inhibitor activity; protease binding. Gene Ontology annotation, cellular component: extracellular matrix. Gene Ontology annotation, biological process: negative regulation of endopeptidase activity; negative regulation of membrane protein ectodomain proteolysis. Lineage: Eukaryota; Metazoa; Chordata; Actinopteri; Syngnathiformes; Syngnathidae. The coding region runs from base 95 to 685 and encodes 196 amino acids. The record is from RefSeq and is a predicted model, not a curated record. The transcript is spliced from 5 exons.